Molecule: messenger RNA, 1752 nt
Organism: Schistosoma margrebowiei
Lineage: Eukaryota; Metazoa; Platyhelminthes; Trematoda; Strigeidida; Schistosomatidae
Source: the annotation of a GenBank genome assembly
AUGUUGUGCUUUAUUUCAUGCUUAGACUUAUUCAUGUUAAAACAAAGAAGUAAAUUAUUUGAACGUGGGCCUUAUCUACAUUGCCUUCGACAUUUGGUUAAUAAAUGUAUAUUUACUGAAUAUUUCAAAUCUAAUGACUAUUUCAAAGAUUCAUUUAUUGUUCACAGACAAAAAUCAAAUAUCGUGAAACAUUCUGAUGAUACAUUGAUGGCUUCAAUCGAUAUACCAUUUCUUCAUGGAUCUAAAGAUCGUAAUGUAUAUGCUAAUCCGGAUGUUUAUACUAGUGCUGGAGUUGUUGCCACCACGUAUUCACGAUUUAAAACAAGCUUUUGGAUUGAUAGGAUUUUACUCAUUUUAACUGUAUGUAUCCCUGCCAUUCAAGCAUUAGUUCUCUUAUUAUUGCAUGCUCUUCUGGGCGUUACUCGUUGUCUUCCAGAUACAAAAGAAAAUAAACUUGAUUAUUACACAAUUACAAAUACAUUUAUUGAUCGUGCAUGUGGUCUACAACUGACUACGGAAGUACUGCAAGGAACAGUUAAGCGGUUACCACAUUCUUUUAAAUCUUCAAGUCAAAUUCAUUCUGAAUCAGAAGUAACCAAUAAAGAAAUUAGUACUAUUCGUUUACAGCAUGAAUGUUAUCCAUUUGUUUUAAUUAUAUAUGCAAUAGCAAUGUGGAUACCUCAUUACUUAUAUCAUCGCUCUAUAGAUCGAACUGCUAGACGUGAUUUAUGCUUGGUACGUGCUGAAUUACAUAGUUUCAGAAGAGCUGUUACACAAGAACUUGCUUAUUUACAAACACUUGCAACUGCAUCAACUGAUGUUGGUGCACCAACUGGAACUUUUCUAUCACCUACAUCAACUAUUCCAACAGGUCCUAUAAUACAUCAAAAUGGUUUAUAUUAUCCUCAUACUGGAAUAGGAUAUGGUGUACAAAAUGAUGGAACUAGUGAACGUACAACAUUUGGUGCUAUAUCAAUAAGUUUUGGUGAUGCUGAUUUAUCAGCUCCAGGUUUAUUAGAUUUACCAUGUUUUCAUGCAUGUCAUGUAGAUUGGUCAUUAAAUACUUAUUUAGCUGCAUGGCAAAAUACUGAUUUCUAUUGGUCAAGAUAUAUAACUAAACAUAUAGUUUUAUUAGUAUUUCAUGGAUGUACUAUUUUAUUCACUUUUAUUAUUAUUGGUAUUUAUAAAGGUACACCAUUUGCACCAUUAUAUAUAUGUCAAAUUAAUGAUUAUCAAUUAUCGAAUAAAUUAUUUAUUUGUAUGUUACAAACAACUUUUAUUGUAAAUAUGUCUAUAUUAAGUAUAGGCUUUUUAAAUUUAACUAGUUUAAUAUUACAAAUGAUUUAUUUCUAUGAAAAUUUUAUACAUAUAUUUUGGUUAUUUAAUAAUAAUGGAUCUUAUAUGGGUAUAACAACACAACCAAAUAUUUUUUUAACUGCUUAUACAGCAUUUAAAGAUACACAUUGUGAAAUACGUACAUUAACUGUUAAUUAUUCACCAUAUUUAUAUUAUUCAGAUUUUCAUUUUCUUUCAUUAUUAUGUAAUGAAAAUAUUCAUUUAUUUUCAGAUUUUAUACAUAUACAUUAUUGGACUGAACGUUAUGCACGUUUAUGUUGUAAACAUUUUCAUCGACCAUAUUGGGCUAUAAGACGUGGUAGUUUAGGACAUUUAGUACGUUGUGAAGAUUUAUCAAUGAAAUUUAAUUUUAGUAAAAUUAAAAUUCGUGUUGAAGUUAAUGAUUUUGGUUUUUGA